UGAUCAAGAUAAAUGCUGAUCAGAUGCGGGCAAGGAUGCGGGGAUGAGCGAGACCAAUGUCGACUGUAAACAAACGUUGAACUUUUCUCGCUUCUAACUGAGGUGAAUAUGAUUGGAGCCUCGAGUUUUUCUCUUCUCAUAAUCGCCGUGGUUGUGCUUACUCAUGGAGCAUCCAACAACAAGGCGAAGCCCCCAAACGACGUGAAAUUCUGUCCGGAGCAUCCAGACAUCGUGGUAGAAACGAGACUCGAUCAGACCGGCUUUCACAGGGAACUUCGCAUUGCGAUUCACGCACGGAACAAACCAAAGUCCAAAGGGAGGCCUCCAGUGUUGCUGCUCGACCAGGCCGUGCCUUCGGGCGCCUUCGCCGAUCCACACCAACUCAGACUGCUUGACGAUGGUGACGCGGAGUUUGCUGUUCCGGACCGGGUAGACGUGGAGGGGCUGCAACACGAGGCCAGUCCUCACCGGGUCUUUGUGUUUGUCGCCCUCAAUUCGAGCCAGUCCGACGUGCUCUUGCCAGUGCACCUGAGGUACCACCGCGCCCGCCACUGCCACAAGGAGGGCGCCUUCAGCACCGUCAUUCUUCGUCCGCCGGCAUUCCACUUCAGGUUCCCAGACUCGGAGUUUGCAGACGACUGCGAGGAACUGCAUAGGCUUCCCUGCAGCCACUAUGACCUGGAGAAGACGUGCGCCUGGAAGCGGUUUCACAUUGACGGGGUGGGAGACCUCCAGGCGGAGGUGCCCGUCGGGUGCCUGGAAGACAGCUUCGUGGUGUCCACCGUCACGCUAGUCACAUACAGUCUGUGUUCCGUCGCCGUGGCCUACUUCGUCGUCAUCCACGGAAAGAAGCGGCGCCCGGACUAGAUCAGAGUCACUAAACGGGCCACGCUUGGAAUACCGACGACCCGUUCCCCCUCCUAAUGGGUGCCGCCAUUUUGUUACCUCGUGCAGAGCAAGGGCAAUAGACCCUUCAAAACCCUCUCAUUGGGCAACACGGGCGGUCCCCACUGCUCGGGCACGAAGUGCGUGGUUGGAUUGACGUCAUCGAUGAAUGACGACGCAGUGCUCGUCUUCGACGCAAGCCGACCUCGCGCCGAACGGUGACGCAGCUCUCGCACACAAUUCGCCUUUUGUCGCGGGAGUUGAAACUCGGUAACGCUGGCAAAUGCUUUACUAGGGGAAUACGGGACUCUCUUCUCGUUUUGAUUAGACAGAAUGACGGCGGUGUUGAAUCCUCCCCUGGUGGAGUGGUUUACUUGGCGAUGCCUUCCCCCCCCCCCUUCCAUCUCCUCUUGCCGCUUGCCCCAGGACACGCGAAGGCGACUCCUUCAAAUGCUGUGCGGUUGACGGGGCCGCGGAUGCAAAGACUGUAGCAGUGCCGCCGUCAUGUGCGUUUUUCCGUUGUCGACCUUUUUGACGUAUUCUCAGGGAGUGUCCCGAUUCCCCUUGUAAAGCGUUUGGCGUCAGUGUGCAGACAGCCCUGAAACAUGGUGACUGGACAUCCCGUUUUAGAGGUUUAUUUCUGUUGUCCAGACUUCUAGGUCUAACGAAGCCUCAUAUCCCGGUUUCAUGGAAAAGUGCACAAUGGUCGCAAAUAGUGCUAAGCGAACGGAUGAAAAUUGAAAAAAAUGCAUACUUGUCACAGACGCAAAUGCUAUAAAAAUAAGCAUACCAUGAAACAUACCGUAGUUGCGUCUGGUCAUACAUUUUGCACAUAAACGUGUGUGCGGGAGACUCGUAUAUUACUGAAUUUGACAGACUUCUGCUGGCAAUAUUUAUUCCUCAUUGAUAAAAAAUAGAAGAAAACCACUUGUGAUCUCGAGGAAGAACCUUCGAAAAAUAUGCGCGUUUAUAUUUCAGUGAAGCGGACCUUUUUUUUUUCCACCUCCUCCGUGUCCAGUUUUUUUUUACUCCG
Molecule: messenger RNA, 1918 nt
Organism: Ixodes scapularis (black-legged tick)
Lineage: Eukaryota; Metazoa; Arthropoda; Arachnida; Ixodida; Ixodidae
Product: phosphatidylinositol-glycan biosynthesis class X protein
Exons: 5
Coding region: 109-867 (252 amino acids)
Biological process (GO): GPI anchor biosynthetic process
Cellular component (GO): endoplasmic reticulum membrane
Source: RefSeq, a predicted model, not a curated record